Messenger RNA from Stomoxys calcitrans (stable fly), 6070 nucleotides. RefSeq lists its product as uncharacterized. Gene Ontology annotation, molecular function: zinc ion binding; nucleic acid binding. The record is from RefSeq and is a predicted model, not a curated record. Gene Ontology annotation, biological process: DNA integration. Lineage: Eukaryota; Metazoa; Arthropoda; Insecta; Diptera; Muscidae. The transcript has 3 exons. Bases 211 to 5649 code for a protein of 1812 amino acids.
GGCCAAAGAAGAAGAAAUAACAUCAUUUUGUCAAUGGGACGACCGCAUCAGCACCAAUGGAAGCAGAAAUAAAAUGGUCCACAGAAUACCUCCCAAGGAAAUUGUUCACUACCUCAUCGAGGACGAAGGACAACACCGGAGAAGCUUAAAGUAAAGGACAGGACCAGGACAGAACGGAAAGGAAAGGUAUACCUCUUUACAGGUCCUGCCAUGGAUCCAAAGGAACUAUACCACCAAGGCUUAACCCAAUCCACCAGGAAACAGCAUCAAAAGACACCAGUCAAUUCGCAAGCCUCAGUUCCAAAACCUGCAAAUGAAAUUAUUGAGUUGAAGAAACACGCAAAUGCACAAAUGCAGCAAAAGCAACGUCAAAUGCAGGCAAUACAGACAGAGAUUCUUGCUUCGACACAACAAAUGCAAAAUACCGCCAAACAAAUGCAAGAACAAUUCGCCAAUUUACAAUCACUGUCUGCAAUGCCUUCUUUGAUAUCACUAUUACAGCAAACACAAAGCCAAACACCGCAGCUGCACGUAAGUCAUAACCCACCAUCUUCACAUUUGCCAACAAGUGAGACGCAAGAGCCAUUAAAUUCACCAGACCGCACAUCGUAUCACCAACCGCCACCAGGAUCAUCCAUAACCUCACAUAUGUCUGUCCACAGUUCACACUCACAAAAUUCAUUACAUUUGCCUCAGAAGAAAAUUUAUCCAUUACCUAUUUUUACAGGCCUUCCCGAAGAAUGGCAGACAUUUUACGAAUCAUUUGAAAGCACAACCACUGAAUUUGGAUACUCCAACUUACACAACAUAAUGCGCCUGAGAGAUUCUUUAAAGGGCCGAGCAAAGGAAUCUGUAGAAUCCCUCUUAGGUAAUUCAAGCAACGUCGCCGCCAUUUUGGAACUGCUGCAAGAAACAUUUGGCCGACCGGAACAGUUGAUCAGGAGCCAAAUUGAAAAAGUAAGGUCGGUGUCACCAAUAGCCAAUGACAAUCUUGAGGCACUCGUCAAUUACGCCAACAAAAUAGGCAACAUGGCCACAUUUCUAAAGAACGCCAAAGGUGAGCACCAUUUAACAAAUCCUUCGCUUCUAAGUGAAUUAGUGUCCAAGCUGUCAACCAAUCGCCAAAUGCAGUGGGCAGAAAAAUGUCUGCAGCUUCAGGAACCAGCCACUAUCGUUGAUUUUGCAAAUUGGCUUUCCACACUACGCCGCCUAGCCAAUAUGGUCAACGACACAUUGCCAAUUGCAAGCACAUCUGCUAAUCGCCGCCAUGUACCAACAACUACUUCACAAACAUCCACCCGAAAAUUUGCCUGCGUUGGAGUUUCUUCUGGUUAUCAAUGUCCAGUUUGUAAUGGUGAGUGCAAAGGCAUUAAAAAUUGUCCAACUUUUUUACAGAUGUCACUGGAUGACCGUUGGAGCAAAGUGAAGCAAAUUAAAACAUGCUUCAGUUGCUUAAAGAGAGGACAUCAAGUAAAAAACUGCCACCAAAAAGGACGUUGUGGGGUAAAUGGCUGCCAAAAACCACAUCACUCACUAUUGCACAAAACUUUUCCGGUAUUGGAGUCUUCAUCAGCCGUUUUGUCACAACCCAACAUGAAUACCGACGCAAUAACACAACAAACCGAAUCGCAAUUAGACGCAAGAAGAAAUUGCCAUGCAACAUGCCACACCGAAAACGUAUUGUUCCAAAUUCUGCCCAUAACAAUAUACGGUAAGCAAAAACAACUCACGAUCUACGCGUUUGUUGACGACGGAGCAAAUGUAUCAAUGCUGCACACAGACAUUGCAAACGAGCUAAAUAUACAUGGCGAAAGAGAUUUUUUGGAACUUCAGUGGCUAAAUAAUCACCGCACUUCACAAAACACCGAAAAAAUUAAUAUUACGAUUAGUGGAAUUGGCCACUACAAAGAUAAAUAUACAAUUUCCAAUAUUUAUUUAUCAGCUGAUCUGUCAUUGCCAGUGCAGAGUUGCCACAUGGCUCAUUUUUUAAAAUCCCAGGAAUGUGAAAAAAUCUCAAAAUUUCCCGUGCAUGAUUAUUCUAACGUGCGACCAAUGAUGAUCUUGAGCCUGCAACACUCAUUUUUGACCGUUCCCUUAGAAGUUCCACGUCUUAUAAGUGAAUUUGGGCCUAUCGUUACAAUAACAAGAUUGGGAGCUAUUUUAUAUGGACCGAUACCAGGUGAUAAAAAUAACACUAAUAAACAUGUUUUGCAUUUUCGUAGGUGUUCAAAAACUGAAAAUAAUCUACUCGGAGAUAUGAACAACAUGAUGCGUGGUUAUUUUGAUGUAGAAACAUUGGGCAUCAAAGUUGAUACAAAACCACUGAUUUCAAAGAAGAACGAAAGGGCGAUGCAGUUAUUGAACAAGGCUACAAAGUGGGUAAAUGGCAGAUACGAAUGUCCUCUUUUAUGGAAGGAGAAUGUACCACUAAUACCGGAGUCAUACGACAUGGCACUAAGACGUUUAUAUAGCAUCGAGCAAAAAAUGGCUAAAAAUCGUGAGUAUGGAAUCGAAUACAAAGCAAAAAUCGAUGAUUAUAUUAAGAAAGGAUACUGUCGGAAACUUACAACUGAAGAAAAAGAAGCCAAAUAUGAUCGUGUUUUUUAUAUUCCACAUUUUGGUGUGAAAAAUCCCAACAAAAAAGGUAUUCGUCUUGUAUUUGAUGCCGCCGCUGAAAUUAAUGAAUUUUCUUUCCUAAUAUCAGGCCCAGACAUAAACAAUCCACUAAUUACCAUUCUUUUUAAAUUUAGAGAAGGCCCAAUCGCAGUAUGCGGAGAUAUAAAGGAAAUGUUUCAUCAAAUUGGUGUAACGAAAAUGGACCAAAACUGCCAAAGAUUUUUAUGGAGGAAUGGAGAUGUGAAUUCGCCAGUGGACAUAUAUGUCAUGGAGCGUCUGAUAUUCGGUGCCACUUGUUCCCCCACAAUUGCCCAAUUUGUGAAAAAUUUAAAUGCCAAAAAAUUUUUGGAUACACUCCCUAGAGCCGUUCGUGGUAUCACAGAUCGUCAUUAUGUGGAUGACUAUGUCGACUGUUUUCAGUCCGAAGAAGAUGCAGUCAAAAUAUUAAAAGAAGUCAUCAAAAUUCACAAAGUUGCGGGAUUCCACUUACAUUGCAUAAAAUCCAACUCGAAAAAAGUGCUUGAUGAGUGUGGUAACCCAGAUGGCGAUAAAGGUAGUAGUGGCAACACCUUUUGUUAUGAUGGAGUAGAACGAAUACUCGGUAUUCGAUGGGUACCCGCAACAGAUGUCUUUUGUUUUGAUUUAAAACUAAAUAAAGUGGACGGACGAAUAUUAAGUGGUAAAAAAAUUCCAACCAAACGAGAGAUGUUGUGUUUAAAUAUGUCGAUCUACGACCCGUUUGGUUUUGUGAGUGACUUUAUGGUGACGUCGAAAAUUAAAAUGCAAAGUGUGUGGAAGUCUGGUAUACAAUGGGAUGAAGAGCUCCCUAAAGAAAUAUAUGGCCGCUGGAAGUUUUGGUUAGCCCAAUUGCCAAAUAUUGUGAAAUUCAAUGUGCCAAGGUAUUAUAAUCCAACAUACCAUAAUAAUGAUGUCGAACUUCACAUAUUUACUGACGCUAGUGAGGAUGCAAUGGCUGCGGUGGGUUAUUGGCGUGUGGUAAGUAGUGAUAUCAAAGUAAUUUUUGUGAUGGGCAAGACAAGUUGUGCCCCAACUAGAUUCCACACAACACCCAAGUUGGAAUUACAGGCCGCCGUCAUGGGAAUACGGCUUAAAGAAUUAAUUAUGAAAAACCAUGAAAAAUCGAUUAAAAAUAUUGUUUUUUGGACAGAUUCUACAACGGUGCUGCAGUGGAUCAGGUCCGACCACAGGAUGUACAAACAAUACGUGGCAAAUCGAGUGGCGGAAAUUUUAGAAAGCAGUCAGGUGGAACAAUGGAGGUGGUGUCCAGGUCCAAAUAAUACCGCAGAUGAGGCAACAAGGGCAAAUCUAACCAAAGAAUAUGACCCGAACGGAAGAUGGACAAAUGGCCCAAAUUUUUUAAUGAAAAAUGAGGUGGAGUGGCCGAAUGAAACAAAAACAAAUUCAGGUGCUGAUCGAGGUAAAGUGGAACUUCGUUCAAAGUAUAGAGUGCUGGUGGCAAGGCAAGUACAUUCAGUUAUACCUGAUAUUAAUCGUUUUUCGAAAUAUAGCAGAUUAAAAAGGACUAUGGCGUGGGUGCUUCGGUACAUGCAUAAUUUGAGGUGUAAAUUAAAACAAAGUGCUGGUAGAUCUGGAGAGCUGUCAGUUGAUGAGGAAGAAGAAGCAGAGAAGUAUCUCUGUAAGCAAGUACAACAAGAGAUGUUUGGAGACGAUUUAGCCGAUCUUGCUACAAGACAAAGGUUGUCAGAAAAGAGCGAACUCAAAUCAUUAAAUCCGUUCAUGGACACCGAUGGUCUGUUACGUGUUUCCGGAAGAAUUGAUAAUGCCACUUUCUUGUGUCUCGAUGCCAGAAGGCCGAUAAUUCUACCAAAAAAUCACCUGUUUACCAGCCUUUUAGUGGAAUCCUACGACGUUCGUUUUUGCCACAUCAAUGUUGCCACAGUUAUGAGCGAAGUUCGACAAAGGUUUUGGGUGCCAUCUCUUCGUCAGCUUUUGAAUAAAAUCAAGCUCAGAUGUCCUAUGUGCAAAGUUAGUCGAGCUAAGCCUACACAACCGCAAAUGGCUCCAGUACCUGUGGAUCGUAUUACCCCAUAUGUGCGACCUUUUUCAUAUACCGGCCUUGACUAUUUUGGCCCUGUCAAUGUUACCAUUCGCCGUCGUAAAGAAAAAAGAUGGGUAGCCCUAUUUACCUGUUUAACCAUCCGAGCCGUCCAUCUUGAAAUCUCCACCGAUCUGUCUAGCGAUGCCUGUCUGCUUUGUAUACGGAAUUUCAUCAACCGAAGGGGCGUUCCAGUGAUGAUUCGAAGCGACAAUGGGACAAAUUUUGUUGGCAUCGCCAAAGAGCUCCAAGGUACGUCUAAUUUUCUCGAUAUUAAUGAUUCGUUUCGUUCAAGUAUGACGGCUCUUGGCUUUAAAUGGGUCUACAAUACACCAAACAACCCUAGUGAAGGCGGCGUUUGGGAACGCUUAGUCCAGUCGGUGAAGAAGGCCUUGUAUGCGAUGUUGAAGGAACAUGCUCCGAAAUUGGAAACCCUUCAAGCUCUGCUCAUGGAGGCGGAGAAUAUGGUGAAUGCGAGGCCUUUAACUCAUAUUCCUGUUUCUCCUGAUGAUUCGGAGCCAUUGACACCCAAUCAUUUCAUUCUUGGAUGUCCCAACUCAACUCAUACACCAGCACCUUUUGAACCAAGGCUAAUGUGCUUAAGAAAACAAUGGCGAGUGUUGCAGAACAUGAAAAAUGGCUUGUGGAAUCAGUGGGUGCGUGAGUAUCUGCCAGAUUUGACCCGACGCACAAAAUGGUGUCUGCCUUCUCAGCCAAUGAAAGUGGGAUGCCUAGUCUUCUUGUGUGAUGGUGAGCUGUCGAGAAGUCAAUGGAAGAGAGGUCGAGUCAUCCAAUUGUUCCAUGGCAAAGAUGGUGUGGCAAGAUCAGCUGAGGUCCGUACUAGUGCUGGUGUAUAUCGUCGUCCUGUUUCGAGAUUAGCUGUCCUUGACGUUGAAGCACAUGAUGGUGAAGCCUCCCCCUCUGGGUCAGUUCACGGGGGUGGGGAUGUUGGUUAGGGUAACCCUGGUGUUACCAAUAUUUGAAUCAACUGUCAACAAUUCGGAGAAAUUUCCCCAGCCAACAACGUCAUUUUGUUUAUUUAUUUUUUGUUGUAAUUUAUAAUCAUCUCAUUGGUAUAAAUAAGCCUGUUAGCCCUUUAUUAGCCUCUUUUGUCGCCAUAGUAAAAAAAAUAAGUGAGUCAAGUGCUUUGUAUAAAGUUUAAAUUUUCAUAAUUUUAUUGUGUUAAAUUCAUUUUAAAAUGUUUAUUAUUACCUGUUUUUCUUUCAAUUUAAUAUUUGCUUAAAGAGAAUAAACAACCCCUAUGUUAACAACAUCAACAACGUGAACAUCAACGGCAUUGUUAACAACAACGGCAUUGUUAACAACAACGAUCACUCAUUAACCAUCAAAUAAAAUCUUUUAAUUUGCCAAACGGAA